GAAUUCCUGCCUGAUAACUAAAUAUUGCCUGAGGUGCUGGACUGAAGCCUUGUCCUCGUCCCAUCCCGACGCAGUGCUGUUCUCCACGUUAGCGGUAUGAAUCGGAGAGGCGAUGAGACAUGGUCUGUGCACCAGUUCCUGUUUUCACUGUGGCUCCCGGGCCUCCUGCUUUCCCCGUGCAACCGCUGGGACCGUGCGUCCGCCUGCCGCCCUGCUGCCUGCGUGCUCCAGCGACCCGGCGAGGUGGUCCGGUCCUCGCAGCGCGGGGGGCAGGGCGCGCGGCGAGGGGGCACGGCUCGGCGCUGCAAGGCAAGCACGUGCUUACGUGUUUUGCUGGGUUUGGGACCUGAGAGCACAGCGUGUGGCAGAGUUUAGGCCUUAAAUAGGUGAGUCACUUUUUCUGCUAUUGAGAAACUUGUGACUUUUGCUGGCAACAGGCUCAUCUUGGCUGAGUCUUGCUCGCUUCUGCCUUUAUCGCCACGUGCUGGGGGCGGCUGCAGGUUCCCGGGUUCGUUCUGGCUGGAGAAGCGCAGGUCCUGGGCCGGCGUCCGCUCCGCCGGGGGCGAGCGCUGGGAAACCUCGGAGGCGCCCUGCAACCACCCGCCCUGGCGCCGUGUUGGGCUCGCUCCGAGGAUUUGCGAGGCAGACGGUCGAAGUUGGCUGGUGCCGGUGGGAAGGCUGUCCUCAGGUUCCCGGGUAAGCGGGUGCGCGCCGGCCUGGCGAGGGCUGCGUGAGUGGGGAUAGCACGGGCUGGCGCGCGCGGGGCCUCGGGUGCACCCUCCGAAAGCAGCUGAAAAGUCUUGUGCGAACGCAGGAGAUGGCCAGAGGCAGCGGAGCAAGCAAACCGAAUUUUCCAUUAACUGGCAGAGUAAACGGGGCUGAAAUUCAAAUGGGCUCUGGCGUUGCCCGCACAUUUUAUUACCUACCUCCUUAUUUGCUGUCUUCAGCGAUCUUAUCGGUAACGGCUUUUAAAUGCACAUGUGACACCGAUGCUCGGCCGUGCCUGUGCUCCGGUUGUGUGAAAGACCACCUUGCCUGCCCGAAGCCCCGGCCCUUCCCGGCCUCGCUCCGCUUGUCCCUGGUGCCUCCGGACACGGCAGUGAGCCUCCAUCGCCGCUCCCAGGGCUCACGCCGGCCUCCAAAGAGGCGUCCGGCCCCUGCUGAGCUGGCUGGAAAGGGAGUGCGUGUCUCACGCCACGGCCUGAGUAGGAAAACGCUUAAGCGGCUUCCUAAAUCCGGGACGUGACUUGGGGGAGCUGUUGGCUGAAACCCGGGUGCAAGCCCAGCUCUGCUCUCCGUGCGCCCCAGGAGCCUGGGUUGGCCUUUGCGUUUCUCCCUGCCGCAGGCUCGCUCGUGCCGGGAAGAAGCGGGGACGGGGGAGAUGGCAGCCUGGCGCGGGGACGCAGCGGUACCCCACCUCUGCAGCAGGAGCGGAGCAGGGCAGGACGAGCCCCGGCUCUCGGCACCCUGUUCCUCCCAGGGAUGAAGGGCCAUGGGCAUCCUCACCUCAUCACCCAUCCACUGCCCUGAGUGUAUCAGCGAAGGGGCUUGCGUCUGCCCACCCUGUCCCCUUUGCUGUCCCCUUUUUUGGCACCUGAGAUGCGCCACCUCCUAGGAGUGGCCGUCACUCCUUGUCUGCUUGCCUAUUGCUCCCCCUUUUCAGCCGCUCUUCGUCAGAGCCCACGCGGGGACAUCUCUCAUCCCUCAGCUGUUCCUCAUUCCCUCUUUUCCCCAGCUUUUCCCCGGGAGGAAGGGGGUCAAUCCUCACGGGCUUGAGGCUGCUGCAGAGAUGCCAAGAUGGUUUACGAGAUCCGUAGAGUUUGGGGCGAUAUCUCAGGGAAGGGCAUAUGUGCAUGGGAGUGCUGUUGUUGUUUUCCGUAAUAAAUCCCACUGGGAACAGCAUGUUCCCUCGUUAGGGCCGGAGGCAAGCUUAAUGCCGCAUUUCUCUGCUGAUCUGUCCUUGGGACUUAAUCUCAAAUCUGUUAUCACUGCCCCGAUCAAGCACUGGAAGCCAGCGAUACUGGUUGCAGCGUUUUUGGUAUCCCUUCGAGCUAUUUUUCCCCCCAGACCAGCUUGGGGUGGUUUGAGCCAAUUUACUUUCCCCAUUAGUGAUGCUUGCAAGUGGGGGGGGGGGCUUGUGCAGGUUUCGCGGGGUAUAAAACCCGCGCGCCCUUCCGCGCGCCGUCUGCACCGUUGCACCUCUCUGUCCGCCACCGCCGCGGCAGCGGGACCUCGGCGGGCGGCACGGGCAGAGGCGACAUGGCAGAGCUGCCAGCCCCGGAGGCGCCCGCCAACCCGGCUUGCUGCAGCGGCAGGUUCACCAUCAGCACCCUGAUCGGGGCGGAGGAGGGCGGCAAAGCGCCCUACGGGGCCGCCGAGGCCGCCGGCUACGACAGCGCCCAUCCCACCAACCUCUCCAGCAGCACCCUCUACCUGAGGACUUUUGGCUACAACACCAUCGACGUGGUGCCCGCUUACGAGCACUAUGCCGAGAGCAAGGGCGCGGGCGACGCCGGGAAGGGCAGGCCCUCGCUGGCCGACCUGCACUCCAUCCUGAAGCCUGACGCGAGCCGCCUUCACAGGCCCGUGUAUGAGCCCCAGCAGAGCAAUGGCCUGCCUGACGGUGUGCCCGAGGAGGAGAUGGGUGAGGACCACAAGGCCCCCCUGGAGGAGCCCGUCCGGUUCGGAUGGAUCAAGGGCGUGAUGAUUCGCUGCAUGCUGAACAUCUGGGGAGUGAUUCUCUACUUGCGCUUGCCCUGGAUCACAGCCCAGGCAGGAAUUGCGCUGACGUGGCUGAUCAUCCUGAUGUCCGUGACGGUGACCACCAUCACCGGCUUGUCCAUCUCUGCCAUAUCCACCAACGGCAAAGUGAAAUCAGGGGGCACCUAUUUCCUUAUCUCAAGAAGCCUCGGGCCAGAGCUGGGCGGUUCUAUCGGUCUGAUUUUUGCCUUCGCAAACGCGGUGGCUGUGGCCAUGCACACAGUGGGCUUUGCAGAAACCGUCCGUGAUCUGCUCCAGGAAUAUAACUCUCUCAUCGUAGACCCCACAAAUGACAUCCGCAUCAUCGGGGUCGUCACGGUGACAGUGCUGCUUGGCAUUUCUUUGGCGGGGAUGGAGUGGGAGGCCAAGGCACAGGUAUUGUUCUUCCUGGUCAUCUUGGUUUCCUUUAUAAAUUACCUGGUGGGGACGGUGAUCCCGGCCACAGCAGAGAAGCAAGCAAAAGGUUUCUUCAGCUACAGAGCUGACAUUUUUGCCCAGAACUUUGUGCCCAACUGGCGUGGACCUGAGGGCACCUUCUUCGGUUUGUUUUCUAUUUUCUUUCCAUCAGCAACUGGCAUCUUGGCUGGAGCCAACAUUUCAGGUGAUUUGAAGGAUCCUGCUGUGGCCAUUCCCAAAGGCACCCUGAUGGCUAUAUUCUGGACCACGGUGUCCUACCUGGUGAUUUCUGCUACGAUUGGUGCCUGCGUGGUCCGGGAUGCCUCCGGGAGCCUCAACGACACCAUCGGGGCCGGCUCGGUGGGCUGCGAGGGUUUGGCGUGCGGCUACGGCUGGAACUUCACCGAGUGCGCACAGAAGCAGAGCUGCCGCUACGGGCUCAGCAACUACUACCAGAGCAUGAGCAUGGUGUCCGGAUUCGGCCCUCUCAUCACAGCUGGGAUCUUUGGUGCUACCCUGUCCUCAGCGCUGGCCUGCCUUGUCUCAGCCCCCAAAGUCUUCCAGUGUCUCUGCAAGGACCAGCUCUACCCUCUCAUCGGCUUCUUUGGGAAGGGCUAUGGGAAGAACGACGAGCCCAUCCGUGGGUAUAUGCUGACCUACGUCAUUGCCGUGGGUUUCAUCCUGAUUGCUGAACUCAACUCCAUUGCCCCCAUCAUCUCCAACUUCUUCCUGUGCUCCUACGCACUCAUCAACUUCAGCUGCUUCCACGCCUCCAUCACCAACUCGCCAGGGUGGAGACCGUCGUUCAGGUAUUACAGCAAGUGGGCCGCUCUGUUCGGCGCGGCCGUGUCCAUCGUGAUCAUGUUCCUGCUGACGUGGUGGGCCGCCCUGAUAGCCUUUGGCAUCGUCAUCUUCCUCCUGGGAUACGUGCUCUAUAAAAAGCCGGAUGUGAACUGGGGCUCGUCCGUGCAAGCGAGUUCGUACAACAUGGCCCUGAACUACUCCGUGGGGCUCAGCGAAGUGGACGAGCACGUCAAGAACUACAGACCUCAGUGCCUGGUCUUAACUGGCCCUCCCAAUUUCCGUCCAGCCCUGGUGGAUUUUGUGGGCACUUUCACCAAGAAUCUCAGCUUGAUGAUCUGUGGGAACGUGUUGAUAGGACCACGGAAACAGAAGAUGCCAGAAUCCAGACUGAUGUCUGAUGGCCAUACAAAGUGGCUUAUCAAGAGGAAGAUCAAGGCUUUCUAUACAGAUGUGGUAGCUGAGGAUUUGAGAAGUGGAGUCCAAAUACUUAUACAGGCUUCUGGUCUUGGGAAGAUGAGACCCAACAUCCUAGCACUGGGGUACAAGAGGAACUGGCAGACAGCCCACCCACAGACCAUGGAGGAUUACGUAGGAAUCCUGCACGAUGCCUUUGAUUUCAAGUAUGGUGUGUGCUUAAUGAGGAUGAAAGAAGGGCUGGACAUCUCUCGAGUGAUGCAGGCUCACGUUAACCCGAUGUUUGAGCCAGCAGAAGACCCCAAAGAGAGUGGUACCGCCGGCCCAGCAGCCCCUGUCACAGGCACAUUGGACCCCGACGCCCUGGUAGCUGGACAGCAGGCAAGCACCGUCUUCCAGACUGGGCAGGGCAAAAAGACCAUCGACAUUUACUGGCUCUUUGACGAUGGAGGUCUCACGCUCCUGAUUCCCUACCUCCUCGGGCGCAAGAAGCGGUGGGGAAAGUGCAAAAUCCGGGUGUUCGUCGGUGGGCAGAUCAACAGGAUGGAUGAAGAGAGGAAGGCGAUCGUGUCGCUGCUGAGCAAGUUCCGUCUCGGCUUUCACGAGGUCCACAUCCUUCCAGACAUCAACCAGGACCCCCGGCCUGAGCACAUCAAGAGAUUUGACGACCUGAUCGCUCCCUUCAGGCUGAAUGAUGGAUUUAAAGAUGAGGCUGCAGUGAACGAAAUGCGGCAUGAUUGUCCCUGGAAGAUUUCGGACGAGGAGGUCAAUAAAAACAGAGCCAAGUCGCUUCGGCAAGUGAGGCUGAACGAGAUUUUGCUGGAUUACUCACGGGACGCGGCGCUCAUAGCAAUGUUAUUCGUCAUUGAGGAAAUACUAACAGGACAAGACUACUUAGCUGUUGCACAGUGGGAAGACAGCAAAACCAGCCUUAGCCUUGUAAAGGACUUUGCAGCUCUUUCCUGCGCGACUCGUUCCAUGCUCGGUCCCCGUUGCCGCAGUCCCGUCGUGCGAGCGUGGGAAUGGUGGCAAAAUCCCCACCAAGGGGGACAGCCCGGGAGCACGGACGUAGGAGAGCUCUGUAACGCGAGGGCUGCUGGGGAUGAAGCCUCUGCAAGGGGCAGCGCAGCCCUGCGCCCGCCAGAGCUCCCACCCCGCCGGCGAGCAGCUGCCGUGGGAGCGGGAGACCGGGGCUUGAAGCGGCCCUCGCCGGCCCUUCCCGGGGGUCCUCCUGCGCGAAAAGCCCCACUUGCAGCCCCGGCACGGAAAUGUGCAGCAGCACAAGCAGCAGGUGCUGCCUGCUCAGAAGAGCUGCUGCCUCCUUGGCCACUCCUCCGCCAGCCACCGUUUUAGCUCCAGCUGGUGCCACAAAAAGACAGUGACCUUGCUUGCCUGAGCAAGGAGCAGGCCCUGGAUUCGGCCCUCGCUGAGGAGCUGCCGCACAAGGAAAGGGCCAAGGCGCAGGAGCUGGGCUACAGCGAGAGCCGAGCAGGAACUGGGCACAGUACCACCGAGCUGGGCUGACUUUGCUUUUGUCAAAAAAAAACAAAAAAAAAUUGGAGUAAACCACACCUGAGAGCA
Dromaius novaehollandiae (emu) is the source of this 5955-nucleotide messenger RNA. RefSeq names its product solute carrier family 12 member 3 (gene SLC12A3). Gene Ontology annotation, cellular component: apical plasma membrane. The record is from RefSeq and is a predicted model, not a curated record. The transcript is spliced from 28 exons. Bases 2260 to 5727 code for a protein of 1155 amino acids. Gene Ontology annotation, molecular function: sodium:potassium:chloride symporter activity. Gene Ontology annotation, biological process: potassium ion homeostasis; chloride transmembrane transport; chloride ion homeostasis. Lineage: Eukaryota; Metazoa; Chordata; Aves; Casuariiformes; Dromaiidae.